Molecule: messenger RNA, 1782 nt
Organism: Asterias rubens (European starfish)
Lineage: Eukaryota; Metazoa; Echinodermata; Asteroidea; Forcipulatida; Asteriidae
Product: egl nine homolog 1-like
Exons: 6
Coding region: 52-1422 (456 amino acids)
Biological process (GO): peptidyl-proline hydroxylation to 4-hydroxy-L-proline; cellular response to hypoxia
Cellular component (GO): nucleus; cytoplasm
Molecular function (GO): peptidyl-proline 4-dioxygenase activity; L-ascorbic acid binding; ferrous iron binding
Source: RefSeq, a predicted model, not a curated record
AGGCCUACGUGCAGUCAGUCAGCAGUCACAUGAAAGUUGUUGAUCAUCAUCAUGGCAGAAAACAGCGACUACAAUUGUUAUCCCCCUCCUCCAGAAAAAUGUGAACUUUGUGAUUCUUUUGAAGAUCUGAAGACGUGUUCUGGGUGUCGUCUGGUAUUCUACUGCUGUAGAGAACAUCAAAUUCAAGACUGGAAGAAGCACAAGCAGAACUGUAAGAAAAAUGCGUCUGGAAAAAAUCAUAACAAAUCGCUGUCUCACUCUCAGGAAAAUGAAUCUUUGAAAUCGAGUCAAAAAAGUGAAGGUGAUCUUGAGAAUGUAACACAUAAUAACAAAACUAUCUCUAACGUUAAAACUACGGGGAAACCAGGUCCUAAAAAAAGUGAGCAUCCAGUAAAGUCAUCUGAACACAGAGAGAAAAGUAACAAAAAGAAAACGUCGCCAGGGUUUGACACUAGACCUUUCAUCCAUACCGAUUUCCCUAAACCUAAAGGGUCUGAUGUGGACUCAAUUGCAAGACACGCUGCACUCCAACUGAAACACAACGGCUAUUGUGUCAUGGACAGUUUCCUCCCUCAAGAUGUCGGUCUCAACAUUCUCAAGGAAGUCAAGGUUAUACAAGACAGUGGGGUCCUAGUGGAUGGUCCACUCAGUGGGGGCAGGACAAGCAGCGAGAAAACCAGGAAGUUCACGGAGAAGGAAAUCCGUGGAGAUAAGAUUACUUGGAUGCAAGGAAACGAGGAGGGGUAUCCCAACAUCAGGUCCUUGAUACGUCAGAUGGAUGGAUUGAUGCAGAGGUUGAAUUACUAUCUGGAAGGAUUGUACACCAUCAGUGGAAGGACAAAGGCGAUGGUAGCAUGUUACCCUGGCAACGGAACUGGUUAUGCGUGCCAUGUGGAUAAUCCAAACAGAGAUGGGAGAUGCGUGACGUGUCUGUAUUACCUCAAUGAAAACUGGGACUCUCGGUCACAGGGUGGAUUAUUAAGACUUCUUCCAGUAUCAGGAGGUUAUGUUGACGUCCAACCUGUCCUCAAUCGACUUCUUCUAUUCUGGUCAGACAGACGGAACCCGCAUGAGGUUCAACCAGCAUAUGACAUGAGGUACGCUAUCACUGUGUGGUACUUUGACAAAUCAGAGCGUGAAGACGCUAAGAUGGCUCAGCUUAAUGAAGAUAUGAACAGACUUCGUGGUGAAGUUUCUCUGGAGAGCGUCAAGGCACAAAAAGAGGAGAAAGAUCGAGUAAAGCAAGAGCUACAGAAGAAAUCAACUAAUGCUGUUGCUGCACUAUCAGAGGAAGAACUUAAGGCAUUUUCAGCGUUACUCAAGGGACAGCCAGACCCUCGAGCCGUCCUAACAAACCUCCAAGUUGCCCCAUCUAUACAGGAGGCUCUGUUGUCUCAACUAACAGAGAUGGAGUCAUCUUGAUAAUGGCUGAUAAUAUCAUAUGGAAGGGACAUAUGUAGCUCACUCUACUACACUAAGCUUUAAUUUAGAAACAAGUCAGAUUAUCCACCUUAGUAAAUUAAAAGGCAUCAAUUUGCAUCAGUAAUGGUUACCAGCUUUUCAUAGCUGUUCAGCAGAAAACAUUGCUUAACAUUAACAUCUGCAGGGAACCAGUCACAAGGCCUGUACAUUACAUGUCGUGGGGGCCGGUGACCCACUUUAGCUAAGCAGUAUGUUUCUGUGCUUAGCAAAUUUAUGUGACUGCUUUAUGAAAGCACGCCCACUGUAUUCCAGACCUGGAAUUUCAUAUGUUAAAGGGCAAGGCUGUUUUCAUUUUGCAAA